Messenger RNA from Geodia barretti, 666 nucleotides. NCBI's taxonomy places the organism in Eukaryota, Metazoa, Porifera, Demospongiae, Tetractinellida, Geodiidae. The record is from the annotation of a GenBank genome assembly.
CUGGAAACGGCCAGUGUUGUAGCCAAGGGUGCAGACGUUAAUGGAGCAGGACGAUCUUGGGGUCUGCGAGACGAGGACUUUGAACAACGUCGGCCCUUGCGUGGGCAGAUUACCAAGCGGGAAGUCAGGGCGGUUAGCCUAUAUUGCCUGGGGUUGCGGCCCGAUAGCAUAGUUUGGGACAUCGGCGCCGGUACGGGCUCCAUUUCGGUUGAGGCAGCAAUACUCUGCCAUCAGGGCAAGGUUUAUGCCGUUGAACGGGACACCGAGAGCCUUCCGCUGCUGCAGAGUAAUGUGGCCCGCUAUGCCAGUGAAAAUGUCAAGAUAAUCGCUGACGCCGCUCCACAAGCCUUGGCGGCUCUGCCCGACCCGGAUUCGGUAUUCGUCGGGGGGAGUGGCGGCGAAUUGCAGGAGAUAUUGGAUAAAGUGGCUAGUCGCUUGAGACCCGCUGGUCGGGUAGUAGCCAACUUUGCAACCCUUGAAAGGACCAACGAAACUAACAGAUGGUUUCAACAACAAGGUUUUCAGAUAGAAAUAAGUAUGAUCAACGCAGCCAGAAGCAAGGAAAUGCCCGACGGGUCAGUCCGGCUGGAGGCGUUGAACCCGGUCUUUGUUGUGACCGCCUGGAGAGAAGGUCCCUCCCGGGAGGACGUGCUGAAUGAGCAGUGA